AUGCAGGGCGGCGCGCCUGCUUCUGACGCUGAGCAAGCGCAGUUCGAAGCUGAUAAGCGCGCUGUCUACAAGCAUCCACUAUUCCCCCUCCUAGCUCUAUUACUAGAGAGAUGUGAGCAGGCCACUGCGGGGGCAGAGGCCCCAGCGGCUGACGCUUUUGGAGCUGAUCUGCAGGCCUUCGUUCAGCAUCAGAGGAGGGACAGGCGGCCUUUCCUCGUCGAUGACCCUGAGAUCGACGGACUCAUGAUUAAGAGCAUACAGGUGUUAAGGAUUCACCUGCUCGAACUGGAAAAGGUGCAAGAGUUAUGUCGAGACUUCUGCGGACGGUACAUAGCUUGCCUCAAAACCAAGAUGCAGAGUGAAAAUCUCCUGCGUACAGAUUAUUCUGGAGGUGGCGUGGAGAGCAAUAAUAAUUUAUCCGGUACAAUUGAUGAUCACUCGAGUACAUCGAAUUCACCACAGUAUCAGUCUCCCCCCGCCGCGCCGUUACCAGCCCCAGUGUAUCCAGUUUACCCUCCCCCCCACACGGAGCUACCGUUCCCCCCUCAUAGGGAUCCACCGUCUUUAGUAGUCCAAGGUUCGACGCCAAUAAGUCAAAUCGGCGCCGGAUUGAUCUCAAAUGAUUCAUUUACAGGUGCGAACUCAAACAACUCGUGCUCGUCCGUAUCGGGCUCUCCCCCACCCGAGGAGGAAGGGGAGGAAGGUGGCAAGAGGGGGGUGCUCCCCAGGCACGCCACGCAGGUUAUGCGCGCUUGGCUGUUUCAACACCUUGUGCAUCCGUACCCAACCGAAGAGGAGAAACGCACGUUGGCCGCCCAAACGCGGCUCACGUUGUUACAAGUUAACAAUUGGUUCAUCAACGCGCGACGACGUAUACUCCAACCAAUGUUGGACUGUUCUGAUAAACCAGGUGGUAAAAAGAGCAAAAACGGCUCGUCGAUAAGCAAAAGGUAUUGGCCAGAUGCGCUCACAAAUCCACAGUUCACUGCUGGUCUCCUUUCAUCAUCAGAGGAUGAAGAGCAGGAAGGUGAUCAGUCUGGUGAUGAGCAGGAGCCGGUGAACGAACAGACUAAUGAACAUUAUUCGCCAUUACAGCAGACAAUGCACUAA
This is a messenger RNA of Pieris macdunnoughi, 1110 nucleotides long. NCBI's taxonomy places the organism in Eukaryota, Metazoa, Arthropoda, Insecta, Lepidoptera, Pieridae. The record is from the annotation of a GenBank genome assembly.